UCGGGCGUCUCGCUGCUCGUGCUUCCCCGCUCGCCAGUUCGUGUCUGACAGCCAGUGCGAGUGGACCCACGAUGCUCGGCGGCUCCGCUCUCCUGCCUCUGCCGUUCCUCCUGCUGGUGCUGGGGGCAGCGGCGGGCACCGAGGCCUACUUCGCCGACUGGGGCAUGAUCGGGGCCGCCCCCAGGAGCCCACGUGCGUCGACAUCCCCGAGUCCAUGCCCCUGUGUUCGGGCAUCGACUACAACAAGAUGCGGCUGCCCAACCUGCUGGAGCACGACACCCUGAAGGAGGCCCAGCAGCAGGCGGGCUACUGGGUGCCCCUGCUCAACCUGCGGUGUCACGCCGACACGCAGCUGUUCCUGUGCUCGCUGUUCACGCCCGUGUGCCUGGAGAGCCCCAUCUACCCGUGCAGGAGCCUGUGCGAGGCCGUGAGGAACGGCUGCGAGAGCCGCAUGCAGACCUACAGCUUCCCGUGGCCGGACAUGCUGCGCUGCGACAAGUUCCCGCUGGACAACGACAUGUGCAUCACCGUGCAGCACACCAAGUCGCAGAGGCCAGGUAUGUGCGUGUGGGCGUGUGUGCGCGGGGGGUACAGUGCCGCCGAGGAUGCGAGCGCGCCCUCGUAAUGCAGGAGCGCCCUC
This is a messenger RNA of Penaeus vannamei (Pacific white shrimp), 640 nucleotides long. Lineage: Eukaryota; Metazoa; Arthropoda; Malacostraca; Decapoda; Penaeidae. The record is from RefSeq and is a predicted model, not a curated record.